This is a messenger RNA of Malania oleifera, 1216 nucleotides long. RefSeq names its product beta-galactosidase 15-like. Gene Ontology annotation, biological process: carbohydrate metabolic process. The transcript has 5 exons. Gene Ontology annotation, molecular function: beta-galactosidase activity. Lineage: Eukaryota; Viridiplantae; Streptophyta; Magnoliopsida; Santalales; Ximeniaceae. The record is from RefSeq and is a predicted model, not a curated record. The coding region runs from base 546 to 848 and encodes 100 amino acids. Gene Ontology annotation, cellular component: vacuole; cell wall.
ACACGAUGUUCUUAACUAUCAAAGAUUAGUUCAUAUAACGUUUAUUAGUAGAAAUAGGACAAUGAUAAAGCACUCUAAUUUACGUGAAGAAGUGGAUUGAAAUAAAGAUAGCUAGCCCAGCACUCUAAUUUACUUGAAGAAGUGGAUUGAAAGAAAGACAACAUAAAGCAGAAACCAGGGAGAGGCAGCAACCAAGAGCACCAAAGAUGCCCCAUAACCUAAAGUUAUUUGCACGAGCAGCAGCCCUACUUUAGCCAUCCACUUUGCAGCACAACUCAAGCUGGGGGAGCCAUGCAUGGCCACAAAGAGCAGGAGCAGGGCAACCCCUACUACCAGAGUUGCAUAAACUGCUACCAAAUAGAUUGUGGCAAGGAUCGUGUGGGUUAUGCUUGUCAGCGAUUUGGCAAAUAUUGGAGGGUUUGAGAUCUCACUGAUGGCAGCAAUACAAAUGAGUAACCCAGCCUUAAACAUUGCCUUCUGUUCUUCAGCUGUGACAAGACUUUCUAAUACUGUUGGAUCCAUUAUACCCUCAAUUGUGAUUUCUGAUGCUACUGCUGAUCAACACUUGCAAUGGGUGGUAUUGCGAUCAAUUCACCCCAAAUAAUCCGAAUGUUCCUAAAAUGUGGACUGAAAAUUGGACUGGAUGGUUUAAGAAUUGGGGCGGCAAAGAUCCAUAUAGGAUUGCCGAGGACGUUGCUUUUGCCGUAGCACGUUUCUUCCAAUACGGCGGAACUUUCCAGAUUUACUACAUGUACCAUGGCGGAACCAACUUCGGAAGAACAGCAGGGGGUCCUUAUAUCACCACCUCAUACGAUUACGAUGCGCCCCUCGAUGAAUACAAAACUUAGCGUCUGGUGUCAGCUGCCUAGUGGAAAGUGGGAGUUGGGGAAGAUAAAAUCAACAUCUGGUGAGGAAGCCUCUGUAUUGCUCUCGGAUGGAAAUGUGAGUUCAUAUGCUCCGGCCAUAUCUCAAGGCAGCAUCACCAAUCUUAUUAUUGGGCAUGUAAUGUAAUGGGAUGCUCAUGCACAUUUUCUUGCACUAUUUUAGGGGAGAGCUCUUACCUGCAAAUCCAGAUAUCCUCGAGGGUGUGGACGAUCUUAUACAGCUUAGUUAUUUGAAUGAACCGUCAGUUCUUUACAAUCUUCAGUACAGAUAUUCUCAAGACAUAAUUUACGUAUGUAUAUAUAUGUAUAUUAUCCUCACUUGCUAGUCAAAA